Molecule: messenger RNA, 936 nt
Organism: Eimeria mitis
Lineage: Eukaryota; Apicomplexa; Conoidasida; Eucoccidiorida; Eimeriidae
Exons: 2
Coding region: 1-936 (311 amino acids)
Source: RefSeq, a predicted model, not a curated record
AUGGAUGAAGACUCUGCUGCUGCAGCAGAACAGCAGCACGAUAUCUUCUCUGCUGCUGCUGAGCAUCAGCCUCCACCCCUAGAAGCCCAUCAUGGGGGCCCCCCCGGGGGGCCCCCUGAUGCUGAGGGGGCCCCCCAGGGGGCCCCGGGGGCCCCGGGGGCCCUGGGGGCCCCGGGGGCCCUGGGGGCCCCGGGGGCCCUGGGGGCCCCGGGGGCCCUGGGGGCCCCUGGGGGCCCCCAUGGUCUUGGGCACCCAGCUGCGGUUUGCAUGCGGUUGGAUGCAGCAGGGGUAGAGAUGCAGCAGCAGCAGCCGUUGCCGUUUAUAUCUUCUGGUGGUUUUGCUGCUGCAGUGAAUUCGGGUGUAUCGACGCAGCAGCAGGUUGGGGUGUAUAGGCAGCAGCAGACGGGUCUUGCUGCUGAGGAUCCAUGCUUUAAGCUGCAUAUGAUGGGAGCUGCAGCAGCAACGGGGGGGACGUGGAGCAGCAGCGAUGACUCGAGGGCCUUUCAUACUAUCAACGAAGAUGUGCGGAGCCCAUCAGCAAUCUCUUCUCUAUCAGAAGAUACUGCUGCUGCAUGCAGCAGCAGCAGCAGCAGCAGCAGCAGCAGCACAGAGUCAGCAGCUGCUGCUGCAGCACGAGCAGCAGCUGUAGCAGCAACAGCAGCAGCAGAAGCGCUCGAACAGCCAGCAGCAGCAGGGUUGUUUGCUGCAGGCGGAGGAGCUGCUGUUGCUGCUGCUGAGACAGAGGGAGACCGCUUCUCGCUGCAGCAGCAGCAGCAACAGCAGCAGCAGCAGCUUGCAGCAGCAGCCGGCGCUACAGCAGCAGCAGAGAGGUUUCCGUGGAUGCAGGGGGGGCCCCCAGCAGCAGCAGAACAGCGGGGGCCCCCAGAGGGCCCCUGCAGCAAAGCGGAGAGGCUGCAGUAUUUGUGUAGCUUCUAG